AUGGCCACGCUUGGAUCAUCGGAAGCGUUGCGUACCGGCUCAGGCCGGUCCCGUCCACCGGAGCCCGGAGCCGAAUGGGCGGAAGUUACGGAGGCGUUUUUCGCCGCGACCCAGUGUCUUGCUCCAGAUGAAAUGGUAUUCACUGGCAAGAGCUUCCGCUGGGCAAGCUGUAUCUCUGCAGUGGAGCUGACCUCUCCGAAUCUAGACAGCGGCGCAAGCCUUCCCCUCGGGAAAACCUACCUAGACAGUGUUCAGGAAGGUAUAGUACCAGACUCAAUUGAUGAGCUCUUCUGUACGGAGGUCUGGAAAGACACACCAGCACUGUCUCUCAUAAAGACCUCACUGUCAACUGCAAUCAACUGGGCUGAUGGCCGGUGUUCGCUUCCGGAACUUAUGCUGCCAAAUCUCUACAUCUUCAAAGCCCUUUUUCGAGAAGAACAUCCUGGUACUGCUUUUACAUCUUUUCUGAAUGAGUGCUGCAUUUUCUUUGUACGUCAUAUUCGGGCGCUAAUCUUACAUACAAAUGUGCAUUUCGAGGAAGAUAUAUCUGUGAAGAUGCAACUGCCUUUCAAGCUUGUACGGAAAAUAUCUGGAAACGUCCCAGUCUUCGAUUCGGAAUCUACAUCAAAAGCGAUUGGCCAAAACGUAUGCCCUUUUUUGCGCGAUCAGGCCGUCCGUGAAGUCGCUGAAGCGGCUGGCUCCGUAGGUCUGGACCCGCGCCUGCAGGCACAGCUUAUCGGGCAUAUCGAUAUAUGGUGGCACCUAUGCAUCUUGGCUUCCUCCACAGGGCAAACUCUGUCAGAUCUGAACAGCCAGGCCCAUAUUCUGCAGCGUCUUUUAUCAGAUCUUUCCGUCGUUGCGUUUCACGAGGAGCAGGAUGAGAGCACGCUGGGAUUCGACGCUGCUGUGGUGCGACACCUGCUGCCGCCAUCGCCGCCGAUGCGGAUGCCGCGGAUGAAACACAAGGAUGCACUCGCUUCCAUUGAUGAUUUUGCUGCCUUUUGUAUUCGUCUAGAUCGAGCAUCGAGGUUUCUCCGCGGGAAACUCGCACCACCGCCUUUUCCAAGUUUGGAGCGCUGCACCGUGGCUUGCUUCGACCUCGCAUGCAUCUGCGUCGAGCUACAUGGACGCGAAAGAUUGGCUGGAGUUUCAAGGGCUUGCCUCUGCAAAGAGAUGAUCAGCGUCGCAAGGAGUUUUGUUCAUGCUUAUGACCAGAAAACUGAAGGGCCACAUCGAACGUUCGAUGCCGAACGUAGCACAGCUAUUGCUGACGCCAGUAUUGAGGCCGAGCAGUUGCUGCCGAUAAUCGAGGUCCUAAUUCAUGUAUUAUGCAUGAACAGUGGCAGACAAAGGCGUCGACUCUUAAGAGUUUUACGAAAGAUAGGCCGAGAUAACGGGACACGGCAGGCUGUGCUUGCUGCGCUGAAUUCGGCAACGGGACGGGGCUUGCGCUGCAGAGCACUUUCCAAAGCUGUGGAGACGCUCCGCGGCAUCGAUAUGGGACGCGCAGCUUUGGCGCUCUGGAUUGUGUUGCGCAUCAUAGAUUUGGGUUUCGACCUGGAAUUGUACAGCGCAAUUGAGUUGAGGUACCUGCAGGCGCUCGAGCUCCUUCUGCUACGCAGUAUUGAUUCCAUCUUGUCUUUUUGGUAUGAUCCAAAUGAGGAGCAUGUUUCCCUGCACCUGCUGAGAGCGAGGCUAGUAUUAAGUAGAAGAGAAUAUGUUCGCGAUGUCGAGGUGCAGGACAGCGCACGCAAUGUCAGCGAGAACUCUUGCCCUAGAUGUUCCAUUCAAGAAAACGUGGAUGGUGCGACUCACAAAUCUGCGUUAAUCCACGGGGCAUGCUCGGAGAACGAGCUGCCGCCGAAAGAGGAGCUAUCAGAAUCGGAACAAGCUGCGUUUGCCCUUCGAUUCCGAUCGCUUUUUGAUUUCGUGCCAAUCUCGCCCGGACAUGUCAACUCAAUGCUAAGAGGACGUUACACGCUGCUGCGGGAGGCUCGACAUGAUGCAGAUCUGGCCGCACUAGAAAGUUUCAAAGCCGCUGUUCAAAGCCUGCUUACCGAUGUCCUGAAACCGACGGGGAACGCGCCCGUCGGAUCUGUCCACCACGUUCUGCACAGAUUACGAGCCGUAUAUGGGAGCUGCGCAUGCCUCUGCGAGGCAUAG
Messenger RNA from Cyanidioschyzon merolae strain 10D, 2163 nucleotides. RefSeq lists its product as hypothetical. NCBI's taxonomy places the organism in Eukaryota, Rhodophyta, Bangiophyceae, Cyanidiales, Cyanidiaceae. The record is from RefSeq and is a predicted model, not a curated record. The coding region runs from base 1 to 2163 and encodes 720 amino acids. Gene Ontology annotation, biological process: N-terminal peptidyl-methionine acetylation. Gene Ontology annotation, cellular component: NatC complex. The transcript has a single exon.